AUGGAGGCUUCACGCGGCCCUCCCAGGGUCAAGAACAAGGCCCCAGCUCCUCAGCAAAUUAGCGCAGAACAGCUGCUCCGUGAGGCCGUCGACAGACAAGAGCCAGGACUACAGGCGCCUACGCAGCGAUUCGCAGAUCUCGAAGAGCUUCAUGAAUUCCAAGGUAGGAAACGGAAGGAGUUCGAGGAUUAUGUGCGAAGGAAUAGGAUAAACAUGAACAACUGGAUGCGAUACGCACAGUGGGAACUUGAGCAGAAGGAGUUCCGCAGAGCAAGGUCGAUUUUUGAGCGGGCUUUGGAUGUGGAUUCCACCUCGGUCAUACUAUGGAUCCGCUAUGUCGAGGCGGAGAUGAAGACAAGGAACAUCAACCAUGCGCGCAACAUACUAGACCGAGCUGUGACAAUCCUGCCGCGAGUGGAUAAGCUGUGGUACAAAUAUGUGUACAUGGAGGAGACUCUGGGAAACGUGGCGGGCACUCGACAAGUCUUCGAGCGGUGGAUGUCAUGGGAACCAGAUGAGGCCGCAUGGUCAGCGUAUAUCAAGCUCGAGAAGAGAUACAAUGAGUUUUCUAGGGCACGAGCUAUUUUCGAGCGCUUUACCGUGGUCCAUCCAGAGCCCCGGAAUUGGAUCAAAUGGGCAAGGUUUGAGGAGGAGAAUGGAACGAGCGAUCUCGUCCGCGAAGUGUUCGGCAUGGCUAUCGAGACGCUAGGAGACCAUUUCAUGGAUGAACGGCUGUUCAUUGCCUACGCUCGCUACGAGGCAAAGCUUAAGGAAUAUGAGCGUGCCAGAGCAAUCUACAAAUAUGCCCUGGACCGGCUUCCAAGGUCAAAGGCCAUGACCUUGCACAAGUCAUAUACAACCUUCGAGAAGCAAUUUGGUGAUCGAGAAGGCGUAGAAGAUGUCAUACUCUCCAAACGACGGGUCCAAUAUGAGGAGCAGAUCAAAGAGAACCCCAAGAAUUACGACGUCUGGUUCGACUUCGCCAGGUUAGAGGAGAUGUCACAGGACCCAGAGCGAGUGCGAGAGGUGUACGAAAGAGCGAUUGCACAAAUCCCACCGACGCAAGAGAAGCGACAUUGGCGAAGGUACAUAUACUUGUGGGUGUUCUACGCUUUGUACGAGGAAAUGGACAAUGGAGAUAUCGAGCGAGCUCGCCAAAUAUACUCAGAAUGUCUAAAGCUAAUACCACACAAGAAAUUCACAUUCGCCAAGAUCUGGAUCAUGAAAGCGCAAUUCGAGGUCAGACAAAUGCAGUUACAAGCCGCAAGGAAGACUAUGGGCAACGCUAUAGGCCAGUGUCCCAAGGACAAACUGUUCAAGGGAUACGUCGAGCUUGAACUGAAGCUCUUUGAGUUCGUCAGGUGCCGGACUCUUUAUGAAAAGUACAUUGCGUGGAACCCUGCCAAUUGUCAAGCCUGGAUCAAAUUUGCUGAGCUAGAAAGGGGUCUGGACGACUUGGACCGCACGCGUGGUCUCUUCGAGCUUGCAGUCGACCAGCCUGUCUUGGACAUGCCGGAGCUGCUUUGGAAAGCGUAUAUUGACUUUGAAGAGGAAGAAGGGGAGUACGGCAGGACGAGAAGGCUGUAUGAGCGACUGUUGGACAAGACAGACCACGUCAAAGUCUGGAUUAGCUACGCGCAUUUCGAAAUCAACGUACCUGAAGAAGGCGAGGAGGAAGAUGAAGAACAGGAGGACCGGCCAAUCAGCGAAGAAGCUAAGCAACGCGCUCGCGAGGUCUUUGAGCGAGCGUACAAGAGCAUGAGAGAAAAGGAACUCAAAGAAGAGCGCGUCGCCCUCUUAACCGCCUGGAAAUCCUUCGAAGGCACACACGGCGCACCCUCAGACAUCGAAAAAGUCGACAAGCAAAUGCCGCGCAAAGUCAAGAAGAGGAGAAAGCUCGACGACGACAGCUUCGAAGAGUAUAUGGAUUAUGUUUUCCCUGCAGACGACGAGUCAGCGGCGAAGAUGUCGAAGCUGCUGCAGAUGGCGCACCAAUGGAAGCAGACGCAGGGGGAGAAUGGGGUGGCGUAG
Letharia columbiana is the source of this 2031-nucleotide messenger RNA. RefSeq lists its product as uncharacterized. Bases 1 to 2031 code for a protein of 676 amino acids. Lineage: Eukaryota; Fungi; Ascomycota; Lecanoromycetes; Lecanorales; Parmeliaceae. Gene Ontology annotation, biological process: spliceosomal complex assembly; mRNA splicing, via spliceosome. The transcript has 3 exons. The record is from RefSeq and is a predicted model, not a curated record. Gene Ontology annotation, molecular function: protein binding. Gene Ontology annotation, cellular component: precatalytic spliceosome; U2-type catalytic step 2 spliceosome; post-mRNA release spliceosomal complex.